Messenger RNA from Branchiostoma belcheri (Belcher's lancelet), 1170 nucleotides. RefSeq names its product slit homolog 1 protein-like. Gene Ontology annotation, molecular function: protein binding. The transcript is spliced from 3 exons. The record is from RefSeq and is a predicted model, not a curated record. NCBI's taxonomy places the organism in Eukaryota, Metazoa, Chordata, Leptocardii, Amphioxiformes, Branchiostomatidae. The coding region runs from base 1 to 1170 and encodes 389 amino acids.
AUGUCUUUCAAACAGGCCUUACUUGUGUUGUUUCUUAUCUGGGAGGUCUCAGGACAAAACGUUACCUGCCCAGACAGGUUUGGAUGUCCCAAAGGCCCUCUGUCGUGUCUCAGUUACCACAGCCGUGACAAUAUUUAUUCCAUCCCUUCUCCACUGGCGCCAAGUCUGACAAGAAUACAAAUAAGGUAUCAAAACAUCACAAGCAUUAAGGUUGGAGAUUUCCCCCUUCUGAAGUCUCUGGGUAGCAUGCGUAUACAGGACUCUAGGGUUGCCAGUAUUCAGUCAGAAUCAUUCGCAACUUUGCCUUGUCUCAUGGAACUAGACCUUACUGGUAACAACAUCAGGAAACUGGAGCCAGAUACUUUUAAGGCACUGCAUAAUCUGAGGAUUAUGCAAUUGAGUAGAAAUAGGAUACAUUCUGUUGACCAGACAGCUUUUGCUGGGCUACCAAAACUGAAAACGUUGGGUUUGAACAACAACUGUCUUUUUAGCAUUCCACGAAGCAUUGCGCUGCUGAAAUCACUUAGACAUUUGAGUUUUCUGAACAAUAUCAAAACAUCCCCAAUACGCGUAGAAGAACUGUCAAGUUUACCUGUAUCGGACUUGGCUAUUAUAAACAAGAUAGGAUGUGACUGUAGGGAACGAGCAGUUAAGAGAUGGCUACUUGGCAGUCCACAUACACUGAUGUGGCGUGUGGUAUGUAUUGAUGAGGCCACUAGACAGACAAUGAGGCUCAAAGAUAUUCCACGGAGAGACCUGACAUGCCCAGCUCUCAGAGUGUCUGUAACACUAGAAAAUCGAGGAGAGAACGGCAUAGAGGCCAUCUGUCAGACAAACUGCGAAGACGCCCUCACCUUCUCGUGGAUUCUACCGAACGGUGAGCACAGCUCUUCAAGUUACGAGUACUCGACAAACUCCACUCACAUCAGGACGCGUAGACCAGUGUCUGAAGAAAAUGACAGACAGGGUGUCAGGAUGGAAACGCACUACGAAAACGACGACCAGUUUCCAGAGACGAAUCCGGAUAGGCACUACGAAAACGACGACCGCUUUCCGGAGACAAAUGGAGAGUGUCAGAAGACCACAGAGGAGCAGCAAGACGUACCCAAGGAAUGUGACGUCAUGGAUUCUUGUGACACAAAAGGAGAUGACGUAUCAGGCCAAGGCUAG